UUAAAAGAAGAAGAGAUUGUUUCAAGAAGAAAUUGGUUACACACAGUGACACACACACACACACGCACGCGCACACAUCUUUACGUCCAUUAAGUUUAUUUAUGUGUCUGUUUUGUAGACUAUAACUUUCAGUUAAAAUGAAACUACUGCAGUAAAAUGUUCUUGCAUGCCUGUUCCUGGAGAUCUGUACAUUGGACACUGAUAUUUUAUAAGGAUGUGUCACGUGUUUGUAAAGUACGUUAAACGUGAUCGACAGUUACAGGUUCUGCCCGACGUGAGAGGAUCGUUUAUUGGAGAAAAAACAAAAAGGUUAAUAGAGGAACACGAUUAAAAAAAAAUUAAAAAUGCACAUUGUGAUCCGCCGAUACCAGUCCUCGGACCGGAAGGAUGUUGAAACGCUUUUCCGUGAUGCAUUAGAGGAGCACAUCAAUCCUGCAUUCAUCUACGCCAUGACCCAACCUCUACACAUCACUUUAAGUCUCAUCGUUUACAUUGGUACUUAUGUAAUGAGUGGAGAAUCUGUUGUACUGGCCUUACUGGUUGGAGGAUUCUGGGUUGGCCUGGUUUAUUUCUGCUGCCAUGAGUUCUACUCUGGCUACGUCCGGGCGAGGCUGCGCACAGACAUGCAAGACAUUCUGAGUUAUUAUCUCCAUAAUCUAGACAACUGCUUUUGGGUUGCAGAAGCUGAGAUGGACGGCAGGCCUCGGAUUUUGGGUAUGGUGGCUGUGGAAGCCAAAAAUGACCCUGGAAGUGAUGGGAAAAAGUAUGGAGAGCUUUUCCGAAUGAUUGUUUCGUCCACCUGUCGCCGAACUGGUCUCGGUUUACGGUUGGCUGAAACUGUCGAAGACUUCUGCAAGGAACGUGGCUGCACAAAGAUUGUGCUUUCGACCACUUCUACUCAGAGAGCAGCCGUGGCGUUGUACUUUAAGUUGGGUUUUAAACUUGUCCUAGUUCAUACUCAAUCUGAGUCCCUUUCGUGGCUAGUCUGGAUGACCCGAGUCACAAUUCUGACCAUGGAGAAAGACAUUUGAACAUUAACUGGUGGUUAUUACUAUUUUCAACUGUUUAAAUAGUAACUUCAUUGAAACUAUGAAUUAACACAAAUAGAAGUAUACAUUUAUGUAGUGACCAAAACAUUUAAAAAAAAAUUGGUUUCCCAUUAGACAUAGUACGUUUUUGAAUUGAUAGUUUAUCAGCGUGGCUAUAUAAUGGAUAUAAUGGUUUAUUGCAAGCCAGCGAAAUUAGAUGGUGUACAUUGUUUUAGAUCUACUGACAAACAUCUUUUUUAUUACUGUUUUUGUUUUCUUUCAUUAUCAUAGUUGCAUAUGGAACUUUUUUACAGUCUUUUCAUCUAAUUGGUUACAGCUUUUAUAAUGCUAUUAUAUCACACACAUGCAAUUGAAAUUUGAUUAAAGAUUUUUCA
Molecule: messenger RNA, 1423 nt
Organism: Xyrauchen texanus (razorback sucker)
Lineage: Eukaryota; Metazoa; Chordata; Actinopteri; Cypriniformes; Catostomidae
Gene: nat8l2
Product: N-acetyltransferase 8-like 2
Exons: 2
Coding region: 345-1031 (228 amino acids)
Molecular function (GO): N-acetyltransferase activity
Source: RefSeq, a predicted model, not a curated record